CGCAUGCGCGGGGCCGGACGGCGCUCGCGUGACCUUGGUGCGGCGGCUCGGUUGCGUUCCCGGUGGCUGCGGUCGGAGGCGACAUGCGGGCGGUGCUGCUGCUGCUGCUGGCCCUGGCGGCGCGGCCGGCCGGGGGCUCGGCGGAGCAAGGUGGCCUGCCGGCCAAGAAGUUGCGCAUGGCCUACGCCACCGGGCCGCUGCUCAAGUUCCAGAUCUGUGUCUCCUGAGGCUACAGACGGGUGUUUGAGGAGUACAUGCGGGUUAUUAGCCAGCGGUACCCUGACAUCCGAAUUGAAGGGGAGAACUACCUUCCUCAACCUAUAUAUAGGCAUAUAGCAUCCUUCCUGUCUGUCUUCAAACUAGUAUUAAUAGGCUUAAUAAUCGUUGGCAAGGAUCCAUUUGCUUUCUUUGGCAUGCAAGCUCCAAGCAUCUGGCAGUGGGGCCAAGAAAAUAAGGUUUAUGCUUGUAUGAUGGUCUUCUUCCUGAGCAACAUGAUUGAGAACCAGUGUAUGUCAACAGGUGCAUUUGAAAUAACUUUGAAUGAUGUUCCGGUAUGGUCUAAGCUAGAGUCUGGCCACCUUCCUUCCAUGCAGCAGCUUGUACAAAUUCUUGAUAACGAAAUGAAGCUCAAUGUGCACAUGGAGUCAAUGCCCCAUCAUCGAUCAUAGCGCCAUUUAUCAGCACUGAAACAUCUUGCAUUAAGUGGCAAUUUCCAAAGGCAGCGCGGCGCAGACCCAUGAAGGCCUGUACUGAAGACAGCAUGCUGUUAGUACAGACUGGAUGCUUCUCUUGCAGCCGCGUUGUGCCUCCUGAGAAAAACUUAAUGAAAGAGCUGUUUCAGUGCUGUCGUGUUUCCAGGUCCUGCACAGUCAUGGAGUGCAAUAAUAAUGUAUAGUUUUUUUAAGAUUUCAUUCGACCAGUUCAUAGCUCAGCAAUGCAGGCAUUACUAACUGUAACUUAUUUUAUAUUCAUGUUUCACAUGAUUGCAGAUUGAGUUGAUACCUAAUUUUUCCUUGGAAAAAAUGUUUGUUUAAUCUGUUGUAUUUUAUAUGAAUUUAUGUUCUUUUUGUAGUUUAAAAUGAAGUUAUAGGAGUGUCUGAUGUUGUCCUAAACUGUUAAGUGACAGCUCUCUGGCAGAUAUCUCUAAUGUGGUUAAAGCAAGUUUGUAUAUUUUUCAGAAUAUAUGGCAGAGUUGAACAGUGCAUUAUAUACUAAAUUAUAUAAACAAAAUUAUUUGCAGAGUAGUUACAUUGUUUUGUGAUUUCAGUAAAAAUUAAGGUCAACUGCUCUUUAAAUUGUGUUGGCCAGUUCAAGAGGUUUUUCCUUGACCAUUCUGAAGAGAGGAGCAGCUGGGCCUCUCUGCUGUCCUAAAUAGAAACCAGGAAAGUUAAUUUAAAUAAAGAGUUCUCAUUUACUGUGUGAAGUACCUUGUUUGAGUCACUGAUGGAUAUUCUUAGAAAUGCAACUGAAAGAAAAAGCAUAAAAAGCCUACUUUCCAAAAUCAUUAA
Messenger RNA from Melopsittacus undulatus (budgerigar), 1508 nucleotides. It is a transcript of the gene SELENOT, whose product is annotated as selenoprotein T. Lineage: Eukaryota; Metazoa; Chordata; Aves; Psittaciformes; Psittaculidae. The record is from RefSeq and is a predicted model, not a curated record. Gene Ontology annotation, molecular function: thioredoxin-disulfide reductase (NADPH) activity. The transcript is spliced from 6 exons. Gene Ontology annotation, cellular component: endoplasmic reticulum membrane. Gene Ontology annotation, biological process: cell redox homeostasis.